Lodderomyces pseudojiufengensis is the source of this 1371-nucleotide messenger RNA. RefSeq lists its product as uncharacterized. Bases 1 to 1371 code for a protein of 456 amino acids. Lineage: Eukaryota; Fungi; Ascomycota; Pichiomycetes; Serinales; Debaryomycetaceae. The transcript has a single exon. The record is from RefSeq and is a predicted model, not a curated record.
AUGUCAAGUGAAGUUGCAACAAAUAAUACAGUAACAACAACAACGGACAACAACGUUAUAACAACCGAGUCAAACUCAAAUCUACUAUCAUCAUCAGAUGCUUUAAUUCAAUAUUGUCAAUAUAUUUUAGAAGAAGAAAUAGAUGAAUUAACAAAAUUAGAAUAUAAUAAAAAAGGUAGAAAAUAUAAAUUUAUAAAUAAUUCAUUUCAAAGAAUAAGACAAGAAGAUAAACAUUUAAUAAUAUACCCUGAACAACCAGAGCUAAAAAUUUCAUUUUAUUCUGCUUUUCAAAUUUUAUUUAGUAUUAAUGAUUUAUUAAAUACACAACCUGAAUUUUGUUGUACUAUAUUAGCUAUAGCUUUAGAAAUUGAAAAAAAUAAUUGGUUUGAAAUUGAAAAUUCUUCAAUUAUUCAUUUUAAAAAUUGUAUUAAAGAUCCAAGAAUUUUAAAAGAUGAAGCUGAUGAAUAUAUAAAGCAAAAUCCAAUUAGUUCAAAACAUAUUGAAUGGGGUUUAAAUUUAUUAAUUUGUUCAAAAUUAAAUUUUUUACAUACUGAUCAUCAUAUUGGAACAAAAUUAGAAGGUGAAUAUAUGAUUCACUAUAUUAAUGAAUAUUUUGGAGAAGAAGCAUUAAAUUCAAUAGAUAUUUUAAUUGCUUUAAAAAGUUCUGUUCAUUGGGCUAAUAUAAAAGGAAUAUUAUAUAAAUUAAAAGUUCCAAAUAUUAAAAUAUCAUCAGAAUUAACAAAAAAUUUUGAAAAUUUCCCCGAACCAUCAAUAGAGUUACAAAAAAAUGUAUAUUCAAGAUAUCCAAGUGGUACAUCAAAAUAUUCCUUAUUGAAAAAAUCCAUAUUAAAAUUAAAAAAUUUUAAAUAUUCAAAAUUAAUUGAAAUUAACUCAGAAGAAAUACAAAAAAAUUUAAUUUGGUUAUUUGAAAUUUGUAAUGAUAUUGAACAUGAUCCUAUAAAAUAUCAUUUACGUUCAAAAGCAAAACAAUUAUGUGAAAAUCCAAUAAAUUUAAUGGAUUUAUCAACAUCAAAUAAAGAUAAAAUUAAUUCAUUAUUUAAUUUAAUUUCAAUUAUUGUAAAUAAUUUUGCAAGAAUUAAAUUACAAAAUGAAGAGAGGGGAAAUGAAGAUGAAGAGGAACAACAAACAGAAGAUGAUGAUCAAGAUGAAUUUGAUAAUUUAUUAUAUAAUUCAAAAUUUCCAAAAUUAGAAGAUUCAAGUAAAUAUUAUCCUGAAUUAAAUGAAAAGUUAAUAAAUUUGAAAAAAAGAAUAGACCAAUAUGAAUUAAAAAAUUGGAAUCAUGAUGAUAUUAUUUCAAGAUUAAUUGAUGGAAUUGAUACAGAAAAUACAUUAUAUUCAAAAUUACAUUAA